Messenger RNA from Guillardia theta CCMP2712, 526 nucleotides. RefSeq lists its product as hypothetical. The record is from RefSeq and is a predicted model, not a curated record. The transcript has 3 exons. The annotation marks the transcript as partial. Lineage: Eukaryota; Cryptophyceae; Pyrenomonadales; Geminigeraceae.
CUUUGCGAUCAAGACUGACAACCUCACGGUCUCUUUCCACGAGCUCUUUCACUUCGAUCAUGGUCCCACCCUUGCAGCCAUGAUCGACACCUUCCUCCUUCAAUCUCGUCGCCAGCAUCGAAGCCUCGUCGUGCUCUUCUUCUUCACUUCGAUCGUCUCCUACCUGACGCUCUCCAGCAGUUUUCUCCCUCAGAUCGUUGACGCUGUUUGGGACUUCGACUGGAGGUACGAGCUGCCCAUCUGGCUGAGCAUGGAGCCGACUAGCGGAGGGAAGGGCUCGUGGCCCGAGCUGGAGGCCGUCAACGAGGUGGCGAGGAGGACGUGGAACUCUACAGGAGCUGCUGUCCUCCUCGACCUCUACUCUCUCGCCCUCCCUCGCCCGGACCUGCUCACGGACGGCUCGCACUACAGCUUCAGAUACCGCAGAGAAGCUGCCGCCCUCCUCCUCUCCAUCUUGUGCGAGGGGCGGAAGGACGCGCAGGCCUCAUGGGGAGGGGAAGGAGAAGAGGAGGAGGGGGAGAAGUGA